This is a messenger RNA of Aphis gossypii (cotton aphid), 1802 nucleotides long. RefSeq lists its product as uncharacterized. Gene Ontology annotation, molecular function: protein binding. Gene Ontology annotation, cellular component: cytoplasm; motile cilium. The transcript is spliced from 3 exons. Lineage: Eukaryota; Metazoa; Arthropoda; Insecta; Hemiptera; Aphididae. The record is from RefSeq and is a predicted model, not a curated record. The coding region runs from base 118 to 1731 and encodes 537 amino acids. Gene Ontology annotation, biological process: cilium organization.
GUUACUCGCUAUACCUAAUUAUGUACGUAUUUAAUUUUUAAACAAUACGUUUAUAUUAUAAGAUGUAAUAAUAUUUGGGCACGUUUCUAUAAGUACGGUGCAGAACAUACAAGUGAGAUGGAGUUUCAGAUGGAUCGGGAAUCGGAAAUUCUCAGGAAUCAGAAGGAAUUUCAGAGAUUUCGGAAAAAUUUGUUUGAAGUGCAUGAGAAACCCGGGAAAGCCAUCGCGAAGAAAUUCGAAAACUAUAUUGACGAGAACGAAAACGCAACGCCAUCGGCUGAAGAUACUUUUCUAGCGACUGCGAGCGCGUUAUUGGAGACAAAUGAAACCGCAGGAGAUGCUGAAGUCACAACCGUCGCUAUAAAUGCAGAAGAGGCUACCGCGACCAAGGACGGCGAUAGAGACUCUCAACGAGGCGCGGAGGAUACCGCGUUACUGCCAGACAUCGUUGAGGAUAGUGUUGCUGCUGUCAGCGAUCAUCAACGCGAAACAGCCAAAGAAAUUGUCAUAGACGAUGAUGAUGACGACGACGACGACGACGACGACGAUGAUGACUUUAACGAUGCCCAAGAUGACCAAGACGACUACAAUGAAAAUACAUUAGAAGAGAAGAAACUGGAAUGCGAGUCUGUUUCAGACGAUCUCUUCGAACACUUCGGGACGAACCUUCGGGCAACGCCGUCGUUCGACUACAGCCUGGACGGCAAAGAUCCGUUCGCCGACCCCCGAAUGAUCGGGAAGUCGGAACUGACCGUGUACGAGGCGUUCGGGGCGGCGUGCGUGUUGGACAUAUGGGUCAACCGGAUCGGCAUGAUGGACGCGAUGGACGGGACGGGGACGCUGCGCGACUGGGACUGUGAGCAGCCCGACGUCGCCGCCGACGAGGAGCCGCCCAGCGAUCACGCCGAGACGGCGUCGCACCGGGGAAAGGUCACCAAGUUCCUGGCGUUCGUGCAGGACACGCUCCGGCUGACCGUCGCGGAACUGUGGUCGAGCGGCACGUUCGACGAGCUGCGCCAGGUCAACGAGUCGAUGUUGAACGCGGUGCUCGAGGAACGGCAACUGGUAGCGGAUUUGGCGUACAAUCGGAACGCGUUGAACGUUCUGCGGGUAACGAUUAAGGAACGCAAGAAACAUUACAACACUGAUAAAUGGCGCAUUCAAUCGGAGAUAUAUAAUUUGGACAAACAGUUCAAGAAAACUAUGAAAUUAAUAGAUUUAGAAGCCGAUUAUAUACAGGCGUGGGAAAAUCAAUGUUUGAACGAGAAUGAUGAGUUACUGAAAGAAGAAGCAAACCGUCUCCGUCAACCGAUACAACACGAUAGCACAUCAAUAGCGAGAAAUAUUAUAUUCCCCGAACUAAUAGCAUCUAUAGGCCCCAUUUUAGAAAAGUGGGAACGAAUGUAUGAUGUACAAGUGGGUGCUAUCGACGUAGAUACGUUGACUUUAGAAAACGAAGAAGAAGAACUAAAUGAAUCGAUACAAAAAUUGCAUGAUAUCAUCAAUUGGAUGCAAGGCACAACAAAUGAAUUCGAAGAACGUAAACGUAAAUACGAGGCGCGCAUGAGGUACGAAGCUCUUAUUAAUAAAAUGGCCACUAAAAUACAAGCUUUCUGGAGAGGUACAAUGGUUAGGAGAUUUUUGGGUCCGUACAAAUACCUAAGAAAAUUAUUCAAAAAAAGUAAACCAAAAAAAAGAAAAUCCAAAAAAAAUAAAUUGAAAAAAAAAUGAUAAAUCAUAUAGUAAUAAUAAUUGUAUUAAGUCAAAUAAAAGGUAAUAACUAGAUUAUCUUUUUUGUGUUA